This is a messenger RNA of Anolis sagrei ordinatus, 3440 nucleotides long. It is a transcript of the gene TTC8, whose product is annotated as tetratricopeptide repeat domain 8. Gene Ontology annotation, cellular component: ciliary basal body; BBSome; non-motile cilium. Gene Ontology annotation, molecular function: protein binding. The record is from RefSeq and is a predicted model, not a curated record. Lineage: Eukaryota; Metazoa; Chordata; Lepidosauria; Squamata; Anolidae. Gene Ontology annotation, biological process: non-motile cilium assembly.
CGACAAGAGGCGCGAGGGAAGGCGGGAGGAAUCAGCUCGGAUCAUCAUCUCCCGAGUCGCGCUUUUCCCCUCAGGCAGCGGCUUAGACGCCUAUUUUCCGCUGAGGACCCCGCCGGAGCGUUGCCGGGCAAAGGAAAGUUGAGGACGCCGGGCCUAGUCUUGUUAUUGUUGUGUGUUUGUGUGGCUCCAGCGAUGGGGCUGGAAAUGGACCCGCUGCUCCACGCCCUGAGCUACUUCAGGCGGAGGAAGUUCCAGCAGUGCUCGGACCUUUGCUCUCAGUUGCUGGAAAAAGAGCCCAGCGACCAGGCCGCCUGGUGCUUGAAAGUACGGGCAUUAACGGAAAUGAUUUAUGUGGAUGAAAUAGAUGUCGAUCAGGAAGGCAUUGCUGAGAUGAUGCUUGAUGAAAAUGCAAUUGCACAAGUUGCACGUCCUGGUACUUCACUGAAAGUCCCUGGAACCGGUCAGGGUGGAGGUCCCAGCCAGGCUGUCAGGCCAGUGACUCAGACAGGGAGGCCCCUUACAGGAUUUGUAAGGCCUAGCACACAGGGUGGAAGACCAGGUACGAUCGAACAGGCUAUAAAGACUCCAAGAACAGCUCAUACAGCCCGUCCAAUGACUAGUGCUUCAGGAAGAUAUGUGAGGCUUGGAACGGCAUCUAUGCUUACCAAUCCUGAUGGUCCCUUUAUAAAUGUUUCUAAACUGAAUUUAAAUAAUUAUGCUGAAAAACCAAAGUUGGCAAAGGCAUUAUUUGAAUAUAUUUUCCAUCAUGAGAAUGAUGUUAAGAAUGCUUUAGAUUUGGCAGCAUAUGCCACACAACAUGCCCAGUUCAAGGACUGGUGGUGGAAAGUGCAAAUCGGGAAGUGUUAUUACAGGCUAGGAUUAUAUCGUGAAGCAGAAACACAAUUUAAAUCAGCUCUCAGGCAGCAGGAUAUGGUAGACACAAUACUAUAUUUGGCAAAAGUAUAUUCCCGUUUGGAUCAACCAUUGACAGCUCUAAAUGUUUUCAAACAAGGAUUAGAACGGUUUCCUGGAGAAGUCUCCCUUAUUUGUGGUAUUGCGAGGAUUCAUGAGGAAAUGAACAACAUUUCUGCAGCUGCAGAAUGCUAUAGAGAUGUUUUAAAGCAAGACAAUACUCACGUGGAAGCCAUUGCAUGCAUUGGAAGUAAUCACUUUUAUUCUGACCAGCCAGAGAUAGCAUUGCGGUUUUACAGACGGCUCCUACAAAUGGGCAUUUAUAACUGCCAGCUAUUUAACAACCUGGGCCUCUGCUGUUUCUAUGCUCAGCAAUAUGACAUGAUUCUCACCUCCUUCGAACGUGCACUAUCUCUAGCUGAAAGUGAGGAAGAGGCUGCAGAUGUCUGGUACAACUUGGGACAUGUAGCUGUGGGAAUUGGUGAUAUAAAUUUGGCUUACCAGUGUUUCAAGUUAACGUUAACCAAUAACAAUGAUCAUUCAGAAGCUUAUAACAAUUUGGCAGUACUGGAGAUGCAGAAGGGGCGCGUUGAGCAGGCCAGAGUGCUUCUCCAGACUGCUUCAUUGAUAGCACCUCAUAUGUAUGAGCCACACUUCAAUUUUGCUGUAUUGUCUGAUAAGGUUGGUGAUCUUCAGAGGAGUUACAUGGCAGCCCAGAAAUCUCAAGAAAUAUUUCAGGAACAUGUGGAUACACAACAGCUUAUAAAUCAGUUAAAACAGCACUUUGCCAGACUUUGAUGAAACUCCUUUUGUUCAAAACUGUCUUCUUCAGAGUUGUUAACUAGUGUAGACAAAGGGGAUGAGUUGAUACUUAAUUCUCAGAAUAUUUUUAUAGGAAACUUCCUCUAAAGAAGAGUCAUCCACGAAACUUGCGUGUUUCUCUCCAGACUGGUAAGAACUGCUUGCUUAAGCAAAAGUGACUGUAAAAUGGCAUAAUCUACUUGACGUGUCUACUAGCAGCGUUCUUUUUUCAUAUAUUAAGUGAAGGGUUUGCUUCAUCCCAUAUAAAAUAAUAGGAGCAUUUCAUGUAAGAGUUGCUAGAAAAUGAAGCCUGCCUUUGUUCCUCUUUGUAUAUGUUUAUUUCUUUUUUGAGGAGGUAUUUUCCUUUUUAUUCACUCUAUGUGAAAAUAGUUGCAUUGCGUGGCACAAUUCUGUUUCAGAUAGGAAGUGUUAGUUUGCUUUAACCUUUUUCCCACUGUGGCAACCUUAGCAUAUGAUUCUUGUUUAAGAAUGGCAUUGCUUGCAUUUUGUGUGUGUGUGUCAGGAUGACAAGAGAAACUGCAAGUCGCUUCUGGUGUGAGAGAACUGAUCAUCUGCAAGAACAUUGCCCAGGGGAUGACCUGAUGUUUUUGAUGUUUUACCAUCCUUGUGGGAGGCUUCUCUCAUGUCCCUGCAUGAGGAGCUGGAGCUGACAGAGGGAGCUCAACCCACUCUCCCUGGAUUCAAACUGCUGACCUGUUGGUCAGCAGUCCUGCCAGCACAAGGGUUUAACCCAUUGUACCACCAGGGGCUGCUAUCCUUGCAUUGAAGUCUCUAGGGAUGUCUGGUAGACCCUGAUGUCUCUUGAUGCCACUGCACUCCACAGCUCUUCAUGAUGAUGGCGCUAGCAUAUAUUUCACAGCAAGAGUGUUAUUUUCUUUGAACCUUAGAGUAGACAUAAACCAAGCACAGGAUGUGGAAAUAAUAAACAUUGGAUGUGUAGAAUGAUAUUUUGAGAAUGACUAUCUUAAUGGGGCAAGUUCAGUUGAGCAGGAAAAGGAAGAUGGUGGCGGUUGUGACAUAUCAUACUGCCUUUUCUUGACUUAUCCUCAUUUGUAAAUCCUGGCUAACUUUCAUUAGGUAGCUAGUGGAAAGUUGGGUAUUGCUUCCAGCCUCAGAACUGAGAAGUCUGAAAAUGCUCAGAUUUAUAUACCUCCACUAAAUGUUAAAUUUUUACUAAUUGUGAUUUAUUUUUCAGUAAAGUUGUUACUAGAACCAGUAGAUAUCAGCUGAAUAUGUGACCCUUGGAGCACUACUCAGCUUCAUAAAGAAUGAAUAUGUAUUUUACAUUGUUAUUUCUCAUACGAAUUAUCUUCCACUUAGCAGAUCUCAAAAGAAUAUACUUUUACCAGUGUCAGUGAGGCAGGAGCAGUUGCUAACACUGUUUUCCACACUUUUUCUUGCUGUAGUUCAGUUGUUCACAAUCCUGUCCCAUCUGCUGAAGCAAGCAGUUCUUUUUGUCACUCAUCAGUUGCGGAGCAGAAAGGUUCUGCAAAAUUCUUUAAAUUGGAAGCAAAAACAUUUCUUCCAAUGAACUUAGCAGUUGAAGAAAGAAACACAUUUGUAUUCUGGUUUCCACUAUGCUACACAACAAUUUACUGUGUUUCAAGCAUUAUUAAAAUUCCAUUUAACUUUACACUGCCAUUUAUUUAGCUGUGGUGUAUAUUGUUGAAGUUGUUUAUAAUAAAAUAAAAUAUAGGUUAUAAGUA